GUCUUCGCUGACACUUAAUCCUGGGCCUGAAUGAUUGGCAGUGAGCUGCUCCGGCGCCAAUGACGGUCGUGUUUUUCCAUCCACCUGCUUUUGUUUCAGGUCAUUGAUAGCCCUGAGGUUCACAUGCUGAACAGGGGAGGAGGAGCCGGGAGGAAGAGGAGCGAGACGUGAGCUAGAUUGAGUUUCCUUGGCGACCGGAGGGACCCACUUGGGGCGAUGACUCUGGAGAAUGCAGCAUGUACACUUGAGAGCGCUCAGGGCCUGAGGAGCUGUGAAUGAGCACACUGCUGAAACCAACUCCAGUUUCAGGACUGACGGAUGGUGUAUGGAAGCACACUGAUCUCCCAGAAUGACGAGUGCUGCUCCUGCCCGGAAACCGUACCGAAAGGCACCUCCGCAGCACCGCGAGACGCGCCACACUGUGCCAGUAUUUCGAGAGGAUGUUAGCGGGAGUGCCUUGCCAUCCGCCAACCCUGCGCCGUCAGCCCAGCCUGACCCCUGCCAGGAGUCCUUAUCAGAUGCCGACAGGAUCAAGAUCCUGCAGCAGCAAAAUGAAGACCUCCGUCACCGGCUCUCCCAGACCACUCAUAAGAUGGAGGCGAUGGAGACGGAGUUUGAAACCAGUCGACAUUACAUCCAGGCAGAGCUUGGUCGAACCAGAGACGACCUGGAGAAAAUGAGAGACAAGUUCAGAAGACUGCAGAACAGCUACACGGCGUCUCAGAGAGCUAAUCAGGACCUGGAGGAGAAACUUCACGCCCUGGCUGCCAUCAGUCAAACUUGGGUCUAUGCACUCCAUAAAGUGGAAAGAGACAAGAAAACCAUGGACCAAGAGAUAGUGGAGCUCACGAAUAAACUCGUGGAUGCCAAAAACACUAUUGACAAGCUGGAGGAACUGAAUGAACGGUAUCGGCAAGAUUGCAAUUUGGCUGUGCAGCUGUUGAAGUGCAAUAAAUCGCAUUUCAGGAACCACAAGUUUGCUGAUUUGCCAUAUGAGCUACAGGACAUGGUGAACAAGCACAUGAAGAGCAGCUUGCCUAACAAGACUCCGGGCUCUCAGGGAGCUCAAGCCCAGGAUCCUGACACUCUAAGCCUGACUCCCGCAGAUGUAGUGCCCACUUCGGUGAUCGCUCGUGUUCUUGAGAAACCGGAGCCCCUGGUGCUCAACUCAGCCCAGUCUAGCAGCAGUGCAGGUCGGCCAGUGGCUGAAGAUGUGUUCGUACACGUGGACAUGACAGGACCCCAAGACGAUAGUGGAGGCCGUGAAAAUGGGGACCCUGUUCAUGCCAGGUCUCCUGUGGGACCUAGCUCUGAUCAGCAGCAUGUAAACGGCAUGUGUCAAAGCCAGGGCAGCCUGGAUGGGCCAACUGGAGAAGAUGGGGCAGCCCCCUCUUUUGAGAAGUUGAAUCCUUACCCAGCACCUCCACCACCAAACCCGCUGUACCCUGGUCGCAAAGUGAUUGAGUUCACUUCUGAUGACAAAGUCAAGAUUCCCAAAAACAGCCCACUGCCCAAUUGUACCUACGCUACUCGUCAGGCCAUUUCUCUCAGUCUUGUACAGAACGAAGAAGAGGCAGCCGAGCGCCAGCGCACCGUGCCCAAUAGCCCUGCUGUAUCUGAUGGGGGCUGGCGCUCUGGGACCUCCUCAUCUUCUGGUGGUGGGCAUGCUUCUCACCAGCACACACCUCCACAGAUGGAUGCUACGGACACUCUCUCCAGUCAUUCGAGUCCCUUUAGCAGCCCCCCUCAGCCUCCGAGCGCCUUUGCAAGCUCUGGUAGCUCUGAGGAGGACCUACUGGCCAACUGGCAGCGCAUGUUUGUAGAAAAAACGGCACCAUCCACAGAAGGCUCCCUUGUCAACCGCACAUCCUUCAGCAGUGAGACGUUAAAAGAUCUCCAAAGAAGUCACAAUGGAAAAUCAGGAGUAGGGGCUUUGAGAGGUGCUUACUCUGAUGGCGAGGAGGGAUCCUCAGCCCAGAGCUGGACAGCAAGUAGAGAGUCCAGUUUGGAUACAGACACCAGCAGCAUGGCAGACCUCCGGGCAAAAAAGACACAAUAUGGUGGUGACUUUUCCCAGGAAGAGGGUGAACACCUACUGACGGCCCUUGAUCCACUUGACAAUGAUGGUGCUAGUGGUGAUACCAUGGUCACCAUUGAGAGCAGUCCAGCCUCUGCUAAGCGUCAAGAGUUUGCUGAAGAUGCCGGCUCAGCAGGAAGUUCAGCUGAGGAGCGAGAUAUCCUACCCCAGGACUUUCCUGUCAUUGGCUCAAGGGUCCUAGCUGCCCUUGAGGAUUAUGCAGACAAGCCCCCUCGGACGGGCUCCUCACGACCUCUGAAGAGCCCCAAGAGAAUGGGGAUUCAUCACUUGCACCGCAAAGACAGCCUUACCAGAGCUCAAGAGCAUGGAAACUUGCUGGACUGAGACUUCCAGGCUUAUUCUUCUCUUCUUUUUUGUUUGUUUGACCUUGAGUGCUCUUCGUCUUACUAGCAAUCACUAGGCAUAGCAGCACACAACAAGUGGAAGGGAUCGGAGCAGCAUUGCUGUAGUUAUCCCUGAUCAUGCUGCUGUCGCUGAGGCAUCAUUGUAACUCUUCUGUCCUCUCUCUGAGGCAUGGAGCUCUCUUAUCUGUGGAACCUACGGUAUUGAUGGAAACUGUGGUGAACUACCGGCUGCAACUUCAGUCAGUCCCGCUUUGAGUGCUUCAGGGAUCGUACAAGAAUGUCAUAGUCUGAAUUAAGGUGAUUUUCACCAGUACAAUACUUGAUUCUAUUUGAUGUGACGUGAUUGAGUGGGCAACAGCAGGACAUAACCAUACAAUCACACUUCUGAAAGAGUUCUUCAAAGGUGACAAGAUUGAGCAGCAUUAGGAUUGAUCCCUGUGGCACUGUGUGGACAUGGAACAUCUCACAUAAUGGGUGUUUUGACAUUUGCUUUUGCCCUCGGGUGAGAGCUUUCUACCCAGAUAAUGACAUCUUUCCAGUAUCCCAGUACAAGUCCUUUGUUGAGAUUGGGAUGGCACCAAAUGGCCACAGCUUCACAGAUACCACUGUGUCAGGUAUUCUGCUGGUUGAAGAAGAUUAAAUGUAAUCUAUGAGACUCUCUUGUCAAUUUUCAGUGCCUAACCCUUGCUCUGACAGAGGGGGAUCUCCAUCACCCUUUAAAAGAACAUCUUGCUCCUUUAGCCUGCUUAUAGUCAUCAUAAACUGAGAGGAUCCUUCACCUCAAUUUUUCAGUUACCUCUUUUAUCUUUACCACUGUAUUUCAACACUCAACCUAAAGACAGCUUUUGUACUUAAUUUGAAUUAUGUAUUAAUAUUAGAAUUUUGAUUUUGAUGUAUUCAGUAUAUGUUUUAAUGAUCAAGAACUUGGAUAUACUUCCUGAUUUUCAUUCUCACCUGUUUUGUUUGACUAAUGGUAUUUAAAACUGAUUUUAAGUAAGUAUCUAGAGUUUUUUUUGUGUAUUUAUUUCUCUUUUGCUGAAGUGUCCCAUUACUUCCCUCAAAACAGUUAAGCACUUGCAGAAGUGUUUAAGAAGUGCUCAGGUUACUGAAUUCUGUCAUGAAAUGAAAUGGUAUACAAUCCCUUACAUAUUCACACAUUAGUUGUUACACAGUAAUACAACAGAAAUGCAAGCAGUGCUGUAUUUGGCAUUUUAAAUAUUUAAUCUGGAAAAAAAAUAUUUCAUUCAAAGUUCAGUAUUUAAAAGUAAAAAUAUUCUACGAGUAAGGCUAAAACAUUUAAAUGUGUCAUUGGUAUUUUAUGUCCUCCAAUUUAGAGCUGUUAAUGUGUCCCCUCGCUGCUGACGGCACAAAUUGCUAUUCGGAGGGCAUAUUAAUAUUUCAAAAACUAUGCAUAUAGUACUAUGUAAAAACACCACAAAAACUUAGCGAAGUAUUCUGUCUGUUAUGAUUACAUUACUGAAUUCUAAAAAAAACAACAACAAUGAGCUAAAAAGCCGAGACUUCAGCCAGAAACAUGCCUUUGUUGGAGAGUGUCACAGACAAAAACACAUUAUUUAGAUGAUUUCUGUUUAUUUGUUUGCUUUAAACCCUGAUUUCAAGAAAAGCCAUGUUUUGAUCUUAACGAAUGUAAUCACCUUUAUGUAGCAUCUAUUUUCAUUGAUUCCUUAUUAUUCUUUAGCUGAUCGCACUGUUGUAUGUACUUUAAGGGGAAUGUGCGUCCCGCCAUCAUUUGGUUUGUUUUUCUGUGUGUAUUUUUGUGUGGAAAUCUGAUUUCUCAUGAUUAUGGAUCAUCAGUCUGUCCAGAAGAUACUUAAUACAAUUUUAUUUUUCUUCUUCUUCAGCCAUUUCAUUUCAAGUCUUGUUGUUCAAAUAGCAUUUUAACAUUUAUCAGCUUUUCUCAAACGAGUUUCAGAUGCAACAACUACAAGCAUCCUCAUUCUUUUGUUUUGAUGAAUAUAUUUUAGAGACGAUUAAACUCUGCGUUGCCUUUUUAA
Sinocyclocheilus grahami is the source of this 4457-nucleotide messenger RNA. Its product is annotated as tight junction-associated protein 1-like. The transcript has 10 exons. Gene Ontology annotation, biological process: Golgi organization. The record is from RefSeq and is a predicted model, not a curated record. Bases 350 to 2422 code for a protein of 690 amino acids. Gene Ontology annotation, cellular component: trans-Golgi network. NCBI's taxonomy places the organism in Eukaryota, Metazoa, Chordata, Actinopteri, Cypriniformes, Cyprinidae.